UGGGGUCCUUUUCAACCCAGGCCAUUCUAUGUUUCUAUGUUUUAGAAACUCACUGACCAGCAAGUGUUUCCUAGUACCAAGGUUCCUCAGCUUCCUUCUGUCCUCUGAGUAGCUGGAGCUUGUAUUGGCAUGGUGAAGUUAAUGGACAAAGUUUCCACAUUUCCUUUGCUCAGUGCUGCUUACCUUUGUGACAGCUUCUCGUUCUCCCCCAUCUGUUGCCCUUGCUUGUACAGAGCAAUCAAAUAAAAAAGGUCUUAUGCUGUUGUCAAAAAUUCAGAGUCUUAUUUGCACAAAUAUUUGCCAAGCUUUCCUUCAGGCUGUUUACUCAGUAUUUGUUAAAUAAGAGAAGUAAUGGUUAUUUCAGGAGCAGCGUGCAAACUCUUUGCAAAGGUACUGCAAUUCUGCUAUGGAAAUGAAGAUCCCAUUUGCUCCAGUGCAUGCUCAUUAUUUUAUUAGCAGAUGUCACUCACUCAGAUGGUCCUUUUGUUUCAGGGUUGGUGUUAUGAAACAAUAUGCUUUGAGCUAAUCACUAUUGGAAAGGAGAAGUUUGCUUCACAGUCAAUGACUUUGAUGCCUUGGGUCGUUCAUGUACGGAUCUGCCUCUGUCUUGCCUUGAUUGACAAGACCCUUUCUAUAAAUUUGUGCAAUUAAGCAGCCUCGUAGCAGCUGCUAAAGAGAUCCAGUCAGCACAAACCUGACAAAAAUUGCUGUGCAGAUCUCUUGCUGCUCACUCUGACAUCCUGAAACACCAUCUGCAAUUUAAAGCUGCAGAAGGAGAUCUGACUCCAACAAGUUGGCAUGAAGCUCCCGUGUGUGACCCUGGGUGCUCUGCUCCUCCUGCUGCCAGCCGGCCACGGAGGCACAGAGUCCUCUGCCAUCGACCUGCGCACCUUCAUCGGCUGCGCCGUGCGUGAGUUCACCUUCCUGGCCAAGAAGCCUGGCUGCAAGGCGCUGCGGAUCACGACGGAUGCGUGCUGGGGACGCUGCGAGACCUGGGAGAGGCCACUACUGGAGCCGCCUUACAUUGAAUCUUACCACCGUGUCUGCACCUACAAUGAGACGAAGCUGGUGACAGUGAUGCUGCCCAAGUGUGCCCCUGGCGUGGAUCCCUUCUACACCUACCCAGUCGCCAUUCGCUGCGACUGUGACUUCUGCUCUACAGCCACCACCGAGUGUGAGACUGCCUGAGCUCUCCUACCCCAGGUCAAGUUCCUCCCUGGCUCUACACCCCUGCUAUCUCAUGGAGGGUGUGGGUCAGCCCAGAAUUUGGUCUCACCAUCUAAUGCUCCUAACCACUGAUUUUUCUGGGCAGACGAGGUUUAAUUUCCUCUUCCCUUGCUGUAGAAAUGUAGAAAACACCUUACAAUAGCAAAUCCUAUGGAAGAAAAGUUGAUGCUGUUUCUCUUCCUUCCAGGCUUUACACAGCGUGUGACCUUUCUUCAUGCACAAAGUGCACAUGGACUGAACAGUUACAGAGGGGCUGGAAAUAGGCCACAAAGGCAUUACAGCCUGUAGACCAGCCUCUUUAUUCGUUUUAGGUUUUAGCACCUUCCCAGUAAUGUAAGAGUGAUUACCAACAUUUCCCCCUCUUGCCCCUUCUGCUCUUCUUCCACUGAGGUCUGUCAAGAAUAUCUGUCAAAGAGAAGGCCAUAGAGCCAAUAAAAUGGAAAUGGGUAUCAAAUCACCACCUUGAAAUUAGGGUGAGUACAUCCUAAGCCCUGACAUGGCCAAGUACUUGAGCUCAUGGCUAAGUAUUUUGAUUAAUAUCAGUAGACUUACAGUUAAGUGCAUAUUUCAGUGAUUUGCUUAAAUGGAGCUCUUCUGCUGAAAAAAAUCUUGCCUUACAAGAGAUGAUUUCUUAAAAAAACAGAAAGAAGCACAUUAAGUGUGCAUUUCUUCCCAUCCCGCUUUUGUCCAGGAUUACCCAAGAAAAGAAUUGGCUUCAUGUAAAACCAGAGAGGCUCUGCACAACCCAAAGAGCCUCUCUUGACAAUUUCCAGAGUUAGAGGGACCAGGCCAAAAUGCAGUGCUCGUGGUUCAGUUUCAGCAAGCCUUGGCCAAGGUGUUGGGAAAGAGGGGGCUAUGAGGGGUAUUCCCACACUUCCCUGCACUGCUCAGCUGCACAGGGACUUGCUCCUCAGGAAAGAGAUGCACAGAGGGCAGCCAGAAGUGCUCAUGGGAGAGCUGAGGAGUUUUCUGAUGGCCAAUAAUGCAGCCAGCAUGAGUGGGACAGGCCCAGGGCAGGGAAGGCAACAGGCAUGCCAAAGGUUGAUUCACACCUCUUCAGACCCGAUGUUUAUGGACUGGGGGACUCAUGGGAGCUGCUGUAGCAUCCCCCCUCAAGUGAACACAGCUGUUUAAAUGCCUUUGUCCUCUGGCUCCCACCUGGAGGAGGACAGAUCCACGUUCAUCCCUCAUUUCUGCCCCCCCCUGAACAAAAUAGGAAAUGAUGUGAAAGCGUCAAAAUUUGGCCAAAUGCAAGAGACUCACAGGAGCUUACAAAUAAAGACAGCUUCUCAGAUAGCCAUUAGGAGAGAACUGCUGCUGAGAGAAUGUCAGCACCUGCCUUCCCCUCUGAUUAAGUGUCUUCUGGAUGCAGUUCCUCUGUUCCCACGGUUGCAUGCCUGAAACUUCCCCAAGUGUCCUAUCCUCACGGAGACAGAUCUUUUUGUUUUUAAUUUGAACUGCAAUGUAUUAGUUGCUGUCAUAUUUUGUUGGUGGAAUUGUGAAAGCUGCACUGCGGCUGAGUAGAAAGGAGAACAUUUUAUCAUCUGCCUUCAGUAGUUCUGAAUUCCGUGUCAAACAGCAGCAGGAGCAGUUUUCUGGUGAUGGAGAGUUUAACUGCCUUAAAAAAGUCCUUCUGUUUUCUUUCAAACUGCAACUCACAGUCUCUCUAAUCUCAUUACUGUUCUAAGCAGCAUCACAACUACUAUGGGAAACAUACAAAUUAUUUUAUGUCCUUAAUAAA
Messenger RNA from Numida meleagris (helmeted guineafowl), 2968 nucleotides. It is a transcript of the gene GPHB5, whose product is annotated as glycoprotein hormone beta 5. The record is from RefSeq and is a predicted model, not a curated record. Gene Ontology annotation, molecular function: hormone activity. NCBI's taxonomy places the organism in Eukaryota, Metazoa, Chordata, Aves, Galliformes, Numididae. Gene Ontology annotation, cellular component: extracellular region; cytoplasm. Gene Ontology annotation, biological process: regulation of thyroid hormone receptor signaling pathway; G protein-coupled receptor signaling pathway. The transcript is spliced from 3 exons. Bases 799 to 1188 code for a protein of 129 amino acids.